This is a messenger RNA of Pyricularia oryzae 70-15, 5224 nucleotides long. RefSeq lists its product as uncharacterized. The record is from RefSeq and is a predicted model, not a curated record. The transcript is spliced from 2 exons. Bases 893 to 4522 code for a protein of 1209 amino acids. Lineage: Eukaryota; Fungi; Ascomycota; Sordariomycetes; Magnaporthales; Pyriculariaceae.
CGUCCACUCCUUCUGUUUUGCAGCCAGUUGAGUCCCUCCGAGACUUUUCUGCAUUUUUUUUUUUUGGCUUUUGUCACUCCUUUGAACUACUACCACGUACUUGCCCCCCGAACCCUUUUCCAAGCUGCGAACCGAGAUAUUUGGCUUUGGGACGAAAAAGCAACGGUCUUGCGUGUGCCAUCCAAUCCUUGCAGUCACUAGUCUACCUACAGUAGAAACUGCACAGCAUCCACGGAUCUCGCACUCAUUUGUUUGUUUGUCACCAGACUGUACAAGCUCUAUCCAAUCUACCAGUUGGAACAUUUGGCAGGUGACUCGACUUGCACAAUUCCAGCGCGCUGCCGGACCAGAGACAAACCAAUUCCAGUCGCCUUGCACAUACACUCUUUUUGGCGGACCACCCGAAAACGUGUAUCGAACUCGACUCGACUCAUUCGAUUGUUCGUGCAACACAGUUACCAACAAACUUAGCCUUGAUUACCUAGUUACCAAAAACACGAAACCGAAAAAGCAAACGCCUCGCGGAACAACGGCCGCCGUCAACUCAGCUUUCCAAGCGACAACCCUGUCCUGUCGUUCUUGGUAGAGGAACCAAGACCUGGUUCUUUUUGAAACGCUCCCGACACCGACGGCACACAGUCCAAGAAGCUUUCCAGCAAAGUUUGUUUGCCUUUCUGCCAAUCUAGGCAAGAAGCUCGACCGUCAUCGACUCCGUCCGCCGACCGUACCCGAUCAGUUCUUGGCCGUCUUUAAAUCAGCCCUCCCUCGCGAUAUCUUAUGGCACGGUCACGGACGCUUUACAACCCCCGAUAGGCUCGACUUGUGAUAGUAGACAGUUCAAUCUGUCAUUGUUCGAGGAACCACUCCUUAGUUUCACCACAAGUUAGCAGCCAUGAACCGUUUUAGAGGAAAGAGGAAGGAAAAGGAGGAGCCGUCGACGAGUGGAGACCACUCAAUGCCUUCCCUUCGAGGCUUUCUAAGGAGUAAAAAGGCCCCGGAGGAGAAACCAGAGCCCCAGAUCGACAUUGCUACCGCAUUACCAACACACGAUGAUUUCCGCACGAGUUUACUCAUGACAGGCUUGUCAGCCCGUUUCUCGAUGCUGAGGGAACAGGACGACCCGACCAGCAAGAUCGGAAAAGCCAGCGACGACAGCGUGCUGUUUCCCAAACGACAGUCGCGGAUGAUGGACUACGGCUUCAAUGGCGGAAUUGGCCUCAAUGACAUCGCCGAGGUGGAGUCUAUACGAGCGCCUUUCUCCCGUAUGGACUCGUUUGCGUCAGCAGACGAUGCAUCUUCGACCAAGGGCAGCAUAAUGAGCCGAGGCAAACCUACCGAUGGCAACAAUCUGUUCGGGGGGAGGCAAAAGAUAGUGGUUGGAAGCAGGACACUCUACGAAAAUGACGUCUCUGGUUCUUCGUUCCAGAAGUGGCGGCGCGAGGAGAGGGAACGUGAGCGCAGAGCUCUCGAGGAUGAAGAAGCCAAUGAUGACUCUCAAGGUUGGAGGUCGAGACGCAGUGAAGAGGAGGCCUCCGCUGCAAGACCAGAAUCUCCAUCUGGACCAAUGUUCAGCCGGCGACGCGAGACAUCGUCAACAACUGCCUCGUCCUUGGCGCGCAAUUCAACAGCAGCAACUUCAAUAGCCUCACAACAGUCCCAGGCCACAACGGCUUCUACGGCCUCUGGUGCCCCCGUCGAGCGUUCAGUCACUCGGACGAGGAGACUAUAUGAACAGGCGCUCAACCAGGAUCUCCAUGCCAGCCAAUCCACUGCUUUGUCACGCAUUGAUACCCUUACAGGAAAGAAGUCGUUCACCAGGGGCUCACCCGACCCCAACUCGUCAACAUCACCUCCGGUGGGCUUCGGGUUUGGUGAACGCCGGCCGAUAAUGACCAAAGCUAGCGCUCCCAACUUGAGGACAACAAGCCCCGCGGCCUCGGCAGCCUCUGGCUCGAAUGACCGGGGCAGCAAUAUAUCCAAUAAGGAAUCUCGGUUCAACUUUGCUGGGACACCUCCUCUGAGCCCUCCAAUCAGCGAGACUGGUGAUCUGCCUCUAAUGGCUAUACAGCCCAACGAUGUGGGCAAGGCAACUGCGAUGGGUGUUUUCAGCAAACCAGCGCAACCAUAUGAUGAGUCCAAGUACGCAGAGCGACAGCUUCAGCUAAAGCAAGGUCGAGAAACCCCAACACUGCGUGGUCGGACCGAAUCAAAUGCCACCGGUUUGUCGAUACAUACAGAAUCGAAGGACACCUCAGCAGGGUUAACCUUCCUUGAUGAUUCUGACGACUCCCCAGACGAGCCUCGGCAUUCUCCGAUUCCUCCCGCUGUCGUUUUAGAAAGACCUGCCGACAGUGAUCAUCCCGCAUUCAGACAGGACGCUCUGCCAACACCACUGUCUUUCAAAUCACAAGUGUACGACCCGCCGCAUGAUCCUUCACAGUCGCUAUCAAAACCCGAUGUGUUUGAGUCACCUAUCAUCCCUCAAAACACCACGCCAAUCGACUCACCUACGCUGGGGUCUCCGGGCCUUCUCACAACUGGACUGAGUGGUAUGGUGCGCCAGCACAUGCGGUCGGAGAGCAGCACAUCCUCCAUCUACGGGCCUAGCUCCUCAGGCCUGGAUGUCAAGUUCCCGGCUGCCUUCCGGGACUCGACCGUUUUGGCAAUCAUGGGUGAUGGCUUAGGGGUGAGCAAUUGGCAGGACCAGCAGUGGAAUCCCUACGAGGACGAAGCCGCCGAGGCUCGCAUCAGCCAGCAUACACUUGUUCAAGACGACACACCCGCCGAACCGGAACAGCCAGCACAGUCGGAGUCGGUCGAAAUCACAGACAACAACACCAGCCCGAUCAAGGAGGAGGACCCUGAUGACUUUGCCAACCGGGUUGCGAUCGCCAGGCGUCGGGUCCAGGAAAGACUGACCACAUCGUAUCUCGAAUCCGCCGAGAGCAGCCGGGCACCUUCCCCUCAGCCACAGGAGCGCGAGGCGCCUGUACCGGUCAAACCCAGUCCAUUUGGUAUUCUCAGGGGCAAGUCAAGCCGGGGAUCUCUGGCUGACAGGAAUCGCAGCGGCCCACCAAGGAAGGCUUUACAGACUCUAGGCCUUGGUGCCACGACCAUGAGCUCAUCACCCAGCCCUUCUAAACAAUCCUUCGAAGACGCCGGCCUUCCCCCUAUGAGGGAGGAGGUGGAGAUCAACUCGAGGGUAGAGACAACUAGGCGCCAGUUCGAGGACAAGGCCAAGGAAAAGGACUCGGACGCUCGGUCUUUGAGGUCUACAAAAUCUACAAGGUCUUUGACGGACAAGGAUGACGAGCAGACUCACCCGGGUCUGCGCGCCUUCAGACAGGCUCGCCGACAGCUUCAGAAACAAAAGGAACUUGCCGUGCUUGCCCGGCAUCAGGGUCAAGGAGAAGGAGUCAAGAGCGAAGAGUCUGAUGCUCAAAGUGACACCAACUCGCAGGAACGAACACCUUCCAGAACCCGGCACGUCAGGCGAGAGCUUAGCGGGGAUUCGUAUCGCAGUGGCGCAUCAGUGUCUCCUGCACGCAACGAGCGCGACAGGAGCGGGUCUGAAGCGAGCACCGGCAGGGUUCCGCCUCGACCGCCGCGUCUUCGCAACAACUCGUCUCCCUACGAAAACCAACUCUUGAAUGAUUCUGAGAACAGACCACGCCGCCCAAUGCUGCGAUCACCCGGCCUCCCCGGUACCGACAUCAAGAGAUCACCGAUUAUGCCUCCUCAGCCUUAUCCUGGCGCUGCCUCAUCGCCCAAAGGCUUUUCUAGAUCGGCUUCUUCGGGAAACCUGAGGGUUAACCCUCCACGACUUGGAGAAUUGGCGCCCAUUUCCCCUAUCGUUCCAUUGGGUCAAGGUCUUCCACCCAGCCCGAGGCAUCAGUUUGUUCCUCCCUCGCCUGCUGCCAACUCCCCUGCGGGAUCGACUACCAACAGCACUAUGAACGACGCGAAGAAGAAAUUUAUCAACAAGAAGGACAUCUCGGACCCGACACUGGUGAUGAGCACCAGCCGCGUUCCGACGGUGAAUCUGCCCCACAGCCAACCUUUUCCUGACAGCGCAGGGGCGGGAUCGGAUCAGCGCAAUGCUCCUCCGCUCCCACCGAUCAACCCUCGGCGCACUCGCGGUGUCAUGAAUGGCUUCCUCGGACGAAAGAAUAGUGAUUACGACGAUGAGACUUUGGCGGCUUCUAGCUCGCCACAUCUCCCUCUUACGAACUCAAGUGGCUCGCUCGGUGGCUCCAGGACAGCCGAUGAUGGCCGCAGUGCUUUCUCCGUUAGCGACGACGAGGAAGACAAGCCGGCCAGUAGAUGGCGGCUCAGGAAGACGAAUACAGAAGCCCAAGGGUCCAACUCUCAAGUUUCUGCCGCGCCUUCAAUGGGUGCUGCUGGGCCCUUUGGACCUCCGCGGGACACGCGAGCAUUUGUCUCAGCUGCACCUCCGGUUGGCCGCUCAGUGAUGACUGCUCCGACAAGGAAGCCUAGUGCUUUGCCGGGUGGCAUGAUUUAAAUCCGGCCUUUACUUUUUUUUUUCUUUCUCAUUCGCGGCAAUAUGGCAAGCAGAGAAUGCAUGGGGAUUUUCUUUCUAUUUUCUUUUAGUACUGGACAUUCUAAUAUUUGUGGGAUGCGAUUAUUCGCAGCGAACGAAGCUAACGAAACUAUCAACUCGAGAUACCUAAGUUUGUUUGUAUAACAUCAGACUGUACACAUCUACUUAUUUUUUUGUUUUGGUUUUUUUCUCUUAAUGUCUCUUUAUUAUUGGUCUUUGAAGACUACCCCGGGGUUCUGGUAGCCAUCCUUACUUUUUUCUUUUCUCAGUUCUUUAGUUUGACGGCCGUGUUCAUUUUCUUCAAACCUUUUGGGGUUUUGAAACUGGGGACAACAUUCUGUUUUAUGAAGCGGUAACAUUCGCUGAAUCACCUCACAGAUGUGUCCUUGACUUUGUUGUCCACAGGUUUCAUUUAUUUCACUCAUCACCUUGCUUCGCUCGAAGCAAGUUCUUCUUUCCUUACAAGUAUGUUUCGUUUUCGGUGUCUGGGAAUUUCCUAAAAAAAUGGCUCGGCGUUCUAAGUGAGGGGUUGGAUGCGGGGGAAAUAUGAAAGAAACCGGAGUAUCUUUUGACAAUAUCACAGAUUGUAAAGGAAUUGUGAAGAAGAAAAAAUAGCCCAACGAUUCACUGUUUCAGUUCCAAAUAAAGCUUUAAGGCGUCCAC